UUUGUAUGGGACCCCACAGAGGUAGCAUUUUGAGUGGCUUUUAUUUCCCCUUUUUAAAAUCCCAUUUUAACUUUAUAUUAAAGAAGCAAAUAAGCACAAAGCGCAGAAGGUACUUUAAAAUUCGAAAACAUCAGAAAAAAAAAUACAAAAAAAAAAGAAUGGGUCUGUCUACCAUUCCUUGGAUCCCAACGAAAGAGAAAGUGAGGACGUAUAAACUGCCUCGGCAAAGCAGACUUAUAAAUAAAAGAUUCAUGCGGGAUAAGAAGGGUGGCCGCAGGUAUCGUUUGAAGAAACAGCGGU
Molecule: messenger RNA, 300 nt
Organism: Plasmodium cynomolgi strain B
Lineage: Eukaryota; Apicomplexa; Aconoidasida; Haemosporida; Plasmodiidae
Exons: 1
Source: RefSeq, a predicted model, not a curated record